Molecule: messenger RNA, 3380 nt
Organism: Camarhynchus parvulus
Lineage: Eukaryota; Metazoa; Chordata; Aves; Passeriformes; Thraupidae
Gene: PLEKHB2
Product: pleckstrin homology domain containing B2
Exons: 8
Coding region: 352-1023 (223 amino acids)
Biological process (GO): regulation of cell differentiation
Cellular component (GO): membrane
Source: RefSeq, a predicted model, not a curated record
UGAGCCAGUGAAUGAAAAACACAGAAGAGGAAGUACAGACAAAAAAAAAAAAAGAGAGGCAGGUAGAAGUGCUUGGUAACUUGAGACUGCAGAAUACAGGAUGUACACGUAUGCAGAGAGGACUUUAAAGGAACUGCUGGUGAGUCAGGAGGCAGUCAUUGCAGUCUGUCUCUUCCCCAUUUUCUAAGAGCAGCAGCAGGAGGGUUUUGUUGGCCAGUUAAACACCAAGGUGGUCUCUGACAGUCACGCUGGAUCACAGCAGUUGCACCUUUGUUACGUCUUACAGCACCAAUUGUGCUUACUGAGUACCUUCAGCUGGGAUCUGCUGCGUCUCUGCAACAUUAAGCAGCAAUGGCAUUUGUGAAGAGCGGAUGGCUGCUCCGGCAAAGUACUAUUUUACGGCGUUGGAAGAAGAACUGGUUUGAUCUGUGGUCUGAUGGCCGCUUAAUAUUCUAUGAUGAUCAAAGUCGCCGUGAUCUGGAAGAUAAAAUCCACAUGAGAAUCCACUGCAUCAACCUCAGAGUGGGGAAUGAAUGUCGAGAUUUCCAGCCUCCAGAGGGGAAGCAGAGAGACUGUUUACUGCAGAUUGUUUGCCGUGAUGGGAAGACAGUCAACCUCUGUGCAGAGAGUGCAGAUGACUGCCUGGCAUGGAAAAUUGCUCUCCAGGAUGCCAGAACAAACACAGGCUAUGUGGGAUCUGAUGUGAUGUAUGAUGAGACAGCCAUUUCCUCAGCCCCUCCUCCCUACACAGCUUAUGCCACACCAUCACCUGAGGUUUAUGGCUAUGGCUAUGAUCAGUACAAUGGUGCGUACCCCCCAGGCCCUCAGAUCUUCUAUGCCUCCAAUGGACAAGCUUAUGCUGUGCCCUAUCAGUAUCCAUACCAAGGACCUUAUGGGCAGCCCCCUGCAAACCACGUCAUCAUCCGAGAGCGUUACCGUGACAGCGAUGGGGACCUUGCACUGGGCAUGCUGGCUGGAGCAGCAACUGGAAUGGCUCUGGGAUCACUCUUUUGGGUCUUCUAGAUUACCCUUUCCUUAUCUCUGUAGUUCCAAACCCCUUUAUUGUGUGCAAUAAUAUAUUGGCAAUGUUGUUUACUGUUAAACUUUGAAAAAUGCAAUAGUUAUUUUUCAGUAGUGACAUCUUAAUAACUGAUUCUUAACUGUCUUAAUGAGAGUUUAAAGGCACCAUUUAGUUAAGUGGUUGGAAAUGGCAUCUGCUGCUCUUGAAUUCUGGUCUGAUGUUCAGAAUUAUAGGGAUCAAUAUGAGCACCAGUGUCACGUGGUAGCAGUCACCUGCUUUAUGAACAGACUGUUGUAAACACCAUAGGAAAAAUGAUUGGUUUUUUUUUUGGGGAAGGAUCUAAGAUCUAAUUCAAAUAAGGGGUUAAUAGGAGUCCUGCAUUAGUGUACAUAUACUACUGGCUUUUAAACAUUCACUGGAAAAACAUAGAGCUCAGCAGAGAUUCCUUGGCAUUAGACAGUCUGCCAUGCUUGAGGGUUUUUUUGUUUGUUUUCAGACUUGCCUGCAGAUGGUAGUGUGUUUUCUUAGGUGCAGCCGUGUACCUGCCUCUCACACCAUCCAGGUGAAGUUGUCUCUGAGAAUGUAUGAGCAAACCACUAGGAAGCAGCAGCACUCCUCAAUUCUUUUAUUCUCCCAGAAAUGUGAAUGACCAGUGGCAAGGAAGAGCAGUGUUUGUUGUUCUAGCUCCCUCUUUAUCCUGGAUGACUCUUGUGUGGUCAGAUGGAAGUUUAGCUGCAUCUUUAGCUUUGCAGGUGUCUGCAGAGCAGCAGCCUCAGAUACUGCAGGAGCUGCAUGGUUAGGAGCCAGCUAUUGUCUCUGCUCCUCACUACCAUGGCUCAGCAGAGGCUGCAGGAGGAAAAGGAACUUGAGCAGCCCUUGCUCUGUUGGGCCUGCCAGCCCCUCUGCAGCAGGAACAGGAGGGGAGAGACAAGCAACUCAAGCAGACCUUGCACACAGGCACUUUGAUAUCAGCUGCCUUGCAGGGCUAGGAUAUGAUGCCUGCCGCAGCCACCAAGGUUUGCUGAACCAGGUUCCUUAUUUGCAAGUAAUUCUGAGCACAGCUGAGCCUGGGUUUGUUGUAUGUACAUUUCCCCCUCACAUUCAGCAGGUCUCCUCUUCCCUCCAUGACUUGUUGAGAAAAACACUCCAAGGAACCUGUCUGGCUUUGCUUGUAUGUGUGGUUUCUCUAGUGUGCUGUCCCCUGGAGUGCAGCUGUUUUGUGUGUUACAUGGCCUGUUCUAAUCCGUGCUGAGCUGUGCUUGGCAGAGAAAGAAAGCUCUGAAGAAAUGCAUGGGCUUUCUUGUUCAGGUAAAUGAGGCAGGGUGCCUAAGUUGAGUUCUUAUAGUAAGAGGACUUAUUUUUAUACUUCCACUCUUAGCUUCCUGUAUUUGCAUACUGUUUUAAUGGUAAGUCAUACUUAUGCUUCCAUUUAGAAGAAGGUUAAUUUCCUUAUGGUUCACAGGGUUUCAUGUCAGGAAAGAUGAAAAUAGAUGAGAACUUGCACCUAUAUAAAUUUAGCUGAAGUCCCAAUCUUCAUUUCAUCCUAAAAUUCUCUUGGCUCUUUCCUACUUAUUUAAGUAAUAGAGGUCCUGGACAAGAGUUUGGGUAGCAGCCAGGGGAAGCACUAGGCUUUCAUGAGCCUUAGGACUAACUCAAGCAAGUGGAAUCACUGGAAGUAAACAGACAGAUGUCAUUGUGGCUGCUUUACUAAGAGUGGCCCAAUCCAGGGAAGGUAAACUGCCUUCAGGAGGCCAGCUCUGAGCUGUACACCAGUGUGCAAGCAUGUCCUUUCACAGGUUAACACAAGCUGCACGUGGUCAGCCAGUCAGAUGUACUGAGAGGACAUUCUGGAAGUGCAAAAGAGGACUAAAGGGAGAGUUUCCUAUUGCUAAUCCAAACCAAAAGAAAUUGCAGUACACUACUGAAGCUCUCUUAGAGACCUUGAGGUCAGAAAGGGAUGGAAUGUAAGUGGGCAAACAUGUCUGCCCUUUUAAAAAGCCCUUUAAGAGGUGAGUUUGGUUACAGGUAUAUGCUGCUGUUUGGUUUGUGCUUUGCAAUAGUGAGUUCUGCAGAAUGCCUCCAUCUCCUCCUCUUCCUCUGUGAUUCUUAACUUGUAAGGGGCAGGGGAGAAUAAAACCACUGGGCAUCAUAUGAUUUUCUGAAUUUCCUAAUGAUUGGGAAAGGAUAACAAAAAGUGAAUCAGCUGGGUUUUUUGUUUUGGUUUGGGCUUUUUUUUUUCAGAAGAACUGUUAGUCACAGCAGGGCAACAUGUACUUUGUGUUUUCAGGAGAUAACUCUGUCUAGGUCCCUAGUUUCUUCAAGUGAAGUAUAUAAAAUAAAGAUUGUUGAUUGCAAAACA